Messenger RNA from Amoebophrya sp. A25, 1521 nucleotides. The record is from the annotation of a GenBank genome assembly. Lineage: Eukaryota; Dinophyceae; Syndiniales; Amoebophryaceae.
CUGAACCAAUUGCUUGUGGAAGCGUUGCGGAGUUCCGGAAAAAAGGUCCUGUAUCUUAGUAUUUUCAUAUGGAGUUAUUAGUAUCUUAGUAGCUCUUAUUGUUGUAACCUUAUCCUAGUACUCUAGCUUAAAUAUAAACUGGAGCAGUUUUGAUUUUUCAUGUUCUUGCAAGAGUUCUGCCUCUGUUUCUAUACUAGUUCAAUCCUUACGCAACUUCUUAUUGAUAUUCGCGUUUGUCCACUGUAAUGAAGUUCUUUCUUAAGUAGAGACGGCCGGCUCAACAUAAUCGGUUGUUUUCAUGAUUUUCCUAGCGAGGAUUUGCAUUUUGAUUCAUGGUUCAUAUUCUACUCAUCACCGCCAGGUCUUGCAUUCCGCAAAGAUGCGUUUCUUUUUGAUGUGAAAGCAAGUUCUGAGCCGGAAUGGAAUUCCGAAGCUUGUUAAGCUGAUCAUGGAUCUCUGUGGCGAUUCACGAGCACGAGAUCAAGCGAGGAUCAAGGCGAGGCUUUCAGGAGGAGAAUUGAAACAGGAAGUGGACGCGAGUAGAUUAUGUUCUUUGAUCUUGCCGUUGUUCAAGGAAGGUGCCAGAAGUCCUUAAGCCGUGUUUUGGAUAUGAAGAAACAAGAACAGAAAAGAUGAAUUCUUUAUUAUUUUCAUUGAUGUAUAUUUUUGUUUCUAUUCUAGGAAAAAUAGGUAGUAUCUAGAACGCAGGACUGCCUUCUACUUCUCUCUAAUAUGCGUGAAGAACUGACGAGGGAGGCAAGAGUCCAGAAAUGCUUUUCCGGAUAAGGACAAGGGGAAACACAACCACAAGCAGAAACGGUUGCCAGGUCGUGUGCGAUGAAGUAGAGGCUAAUGCAUGAAGCAACCUGGAGUGCGUUCUUCCAGAUAAAAUGGCUGGAAAGCUUUUGAGCAAGCGAAAGUCAGACACGUUUGUGCAUUCCUGGGGCGGGUCGCAAACUCUAGAGGAAUAAGUGGCUUUGAUAUUGUAAUACAUAGAUGCCGAACGCAUCGGGGAAGUAAACUAUUGAUAAACGCACUCAAAAACAGAGAAAGGCUUUCACCGUUCGCAUUGUAUUGCAAGAGAAGUGGCUUUUAUCUAAAUCUCAUCACCGCUGAAUUGGUUUUCAAGUGAAUUCUUGUGGGGAACAUUGCCUAUAGUUGUGUGUAGUUACAGCUUCUGCUCCAGCAGCAGCACGUAUGUACAAAAACAUAAUUGAUCAUUUGUUGUUGCUAUAAAGUUCAGACUUCGAGUUAGUGUUUCUUUUGUAGUGCGCGAAUCUGCGGGCAUCGCAUUCACAUGGGCGUGGACAAGUUAUAAGGACAGGGACGGACGAUGACGAAUUGCGUUACGGAGUAUCACAAUCACUGAUGACACAUGUGCUUCAUAUACCCUAUAAAAAGAUGAAACACAGUCCAGGCUGACUGUCAUAUGACUGCUUCCUUGUGUAAUUGAACUCGAGCUGUGAAGAAAAACAAAUGGUAAAGGACCUCUAUAGUUGCAAACUCAUGCCAGAAGUCAUC